Molecule: messenger RNA, 1345 nt
Organism: Blastomyces dermatitidis ER-3
Lineage: Eukaryota; Fungi; Ascomycota; Eurotiomycetes; Onygenales; Ajellomycetaceae
Exons: 3
Coding region: 84-770 (228 amino acids)
Source: RefSeq, a predicted model, not a curated record
GGCCCUUCUACCAGCAGUGCGCUGACAUUCCAUUAAUAGCACGCUAUGCAAUCAGAUAUAAAGCCAUUCAAUCAUCCCGGAAGAUGUUGGCUGGCUCAUGUUUGACCUCUUUCGUCUGUACAUCACUUACUCGUCAGACUCAUUCCCCUUUGAGUGGCUGCAAAAGACAGAAGACCUCAAGCUGCAUUGUAUGGACAGCACCAGAGAGAAGAUUACUUUUUCAACAACUCCAGAGCUUCUACAAGUCAUCCACAAAUGUGAGAGAGUUACUUGCACCAGAGAAAGCUCAGGGCCUCCCAAGUGACUGGGGUUUCUCUGGCUUCAUUAAGACUGCCGCUCAUCAGGUUCUUGAUGAGAUUCCUUUCAUGAAGGCUGAAGAGUUUCAUGGCCCACUUUUUCGCAGGCUGGGCAUCGGCAUCAUAAUCAAUUCCCACCCCUGUAUUAAGGGGGAACAGAUCUUCCAUCUUUGUCAUAACCACUGGAGCUGCAUAAUUCGGGAUCUCUCAAGCACAUUCAACACAAAACCACAAGAAAAUCAUAGAGAUUAUCUUCUGAAAAGUGAACUACUGGCAGUCACCUCAAUCUUUUACCAUCAGAUGAAUGAGAUGGAGUGGCUUUCUGAGGAGGGCCGGUAUAUGCCUAAGCUCAUAUACAAGGAAGGUUUCUUGAUAGUAUGUUCACCUCCUCUUGUCUUUGUACCUCCUUACCUGCAACCCAUCGGAAAUGUACCCAACACUCACCUUGACACUGAGGGCUAUAUACAACCUUAGCAAGGACAAUUAUGACAAGAAGGUAGCCUUUGAUAUUCUGAAAUGGAUUUUCUCUCCUUCUGAUCCCGCCAGGGAGCUCGCUAUGAGAGGAAAGCGGUAGUGGAUUUAGUUAGCAGGCGUGAAAUGUGAGAGGUAAUAUUUUCCGGAGCUUUGCUGGUACAAGACUGGGUGAAUGCCUAGAGAGAGUUUGCGGCUUUGAGCGUUGUGCGACGGAUUUGAAUUUUGGCGGAGCGUACAACAGCAGUAACCAAAUGUCAUAGCAGCUUGGUAACUGGGUGGUAAAUAAAUGGAAUAGUGUUGAAUCAUGGAGCGAAUUUUGAAAAGGACUCUGAAGUUAUAUUAAACAGGGAUAUGAAUAAUGAAACAGGUGUUAUAUCCCAGCUUUUUUCAUUGAACAACGCGAUGAACGAUUCUAUUCAAAACCACACAGCCCGACUGAUACACCAGCACUUCGAAAGUGACCUGCCGCACUCUCUUUUCUCGCACCGACAAUAUCAACACAUUGAAGGAAAACACCAAAGCCCUGGCGAGGGUCCGCUUCAUAUAAUGACCAGCUCUUCUUAAUAUAAGCCUUU